This is a messenger RNA of Cyclopterus lumpus (lumpfish), 2969 nucleotides long. It is a transcript of the gene zcchc17, whose product is annotated as zinc finger, CCHC domain containing 17. The transcript has 6 exons. Lineage: Eukaryota; Metazoa; Chordata; Actinopteri; Perciformes; Cyclopteridae. The record is from RefSeq and is a predicted model, not a curated record. Gene Ontology annotation, molecular function: RNA binding; zinc ion binding. Bases 1087 to 1830 code for a protein of 247 amino acids. Gene Ontology annotation, biological process: RNA stabilization.
UGAACUGAUCUGCACCGGAUGUAAAACCAAAGCAACGCUGCUAAUACGAAAGGUAACGUACUAUUUCAUUUUUAUAUUCAUAUUUGAUCUUACUACAUAUAUACUUACCGUUCUAAGAUCAGUUAUCAUGCUGGCAUGUAUGCUUGAUUGGUUGACCAGGUUAGCUAGCUCAAGACAACGCUUGAAUCCGACGUUAGCUAGUUUAGCUUAGCUCGCUAACGUUAGCCCAACAUGCUACUAUUCACUUUAAGCUUCGCUGUUACAGCAGAUAGGUGAAGUUAGCUCACACAAGUCUUUUCCCGAGGACCCGUUACACACAGCUCUCUAAAUCUCAUAGUACGCAACUAUAUUGUGUCCCUGAGAGAACUGAACAAUAUAGAAAGGAAACUAACGUUUCUCUGGAAGAGAGUGACUUUUUAUAUUAUUUCUAAUGCAACAUUUUAAAGAGGGAUUUAAUUGUGUUAAACACUAUAAAAUGCGAUUUUCUUAAACGUAACUUUAACUAUGUCUGUGUGUGAGACACCUCUAAAAUUGCCAGGUGUCCUCUAUAUCCACCCAGUUAUCUUUAUUUCAACAAAUGCAUUUACUUACACAACAAAAAACAAUCACUCAAAAGACAAUUAAUAGACAAAAUGCAACAAGAAAAUUAGCUUGUUAUAUGUUUAUGUUUAUUUUUUGGGGGGGGUUCUGGCAACUAUCAAUAGGAGUAAAUCCUAAUUUGUUUUGAAGGGGGUUAGCAAUUAAUUAAUACUACAGGUUAUACAGUUAAAUCAGAAGGAAUGUACUAAAUAAAUAUUGUAAUAUAAAAUAAGUUAGAGACUUUUCUUAUAAACCUGUUUAAAGAUUGUAUCCUGUCAAAAUGUAAACUGUUCAAAAAUUUCAAUUUGACACUGAUGUUAUGUAUGUUUUCUGUAACUCUCGCCCCCAAACACUUUUUAGAUUAAUCUACAGGAUUACCUAAAAAAACAACCCUGAAUCUAAAAAAAAAAGAAGGGUCUCUUCUAUUUUUAUGAUACUGCAAAUGAUAAAAUAUGUAAAUCUUCUAGAUCCACUCAUUGAUACCUGUGGUCUACUUCUGCUGAGACUAUGUCUGACAGUGAUGGCCAAGGACAAGAGCCGGCUGGACUGGAAGGUCUGCCACCAAUGCAUAGCAUUUCCAAGGGAGAGGUGGUGUCUGUGCAGACUUACGGAGCCUUCGUCCGACUGCCAGGAUACAAGAAAGAAGGCUUGGUGCAUGUGAGUGAGAUGUCAGCCACACGCAUUGAGAAUGCCUCAGAAGUUGUCGAUAUGGGGGAACAUGUGUGGAUUAAAGUAAUUGGGAGAGAGAUUCGCGACGACAAGGUCAAGUUGUCCUUCUCAAUGAAAGCUGUCAAUCAGGGAUCUGGGCAGGACUUGGACCCAAACAAUGUCAUGGGAGAGCAGGAUGCGAGGCGACGUAAGCAAUUUAGAGAUCACACAGGCAACAGGAUCACACUGGAAGCUGUCCUCAACACUACAUGCUCAAAGUGCGGCUGCAAGGGUCACUUUACAAAGGACUGUUUCUCUGCGCCGGGCUUGCAGUACGCUCUGUUACCUGAAGAGGAUGAGGAAGCGCCACGGCAGCAACAGCAGCAGACCACCUCAGUUGCACCACAGCCAGAGUCAGGCAAAAAGAAGAAGAAAAAGAAGGAGAAGAAAAUGAAGAAAAAGAGGGAGAGGAAGGAGUAUGAGAGCGGCAGCAGCAGCAGCAGCGAAUGCAAAACCAAGAGGAGGCGCCAUGAGCAAACUCACGACAAAGAGGACAAAAAGAAGAAGAAACAUAAGAAACACAGAUCACACAAACACAGCUGAGACAGCCACACAACUCAAACACACAUUUUCAGUCACACAAACUGCAGCUAUCAGACUGACGCAAAGGGGGAAGUGGGUAACAACAGACGGAGAGACAGACUUCAAGCUGUGAAUCUUUUAAUAAUCUCUCCCCAGGACGGCUCAUUAUAAAGACCUUCAUUCAUUUGAGUGAAGGAAAGUUCAUGUUAUUGGAAGCACAGUCUUACUUACUGUCAAGUUUAUAGAAUCAAAAUAAGUCAAUAGGAAAAGUGCUGCAAAGACAACCAUCUGAUGACAAGCCCCACUUGUCCUAAAGUAACCUCUGGCUCCAUCUCAGAGGGAGGAGCUUACACAUCACAUGUAUCCGUUAUGUCAGCAAGUGGAUACCCCUCUUGAAAUCCAGAUAUUGUUCACAGUUAUCAGGUUUCAUCAAACAUUCAUUAAGAAGACAAUGAAACUGAAUCUGGGGGGGGUGCUAACAUUAAAAUCCUUCCAAUAAUCCACAUAGAGAAAGCUGCACACACACAGGAAGUAGUAGAGACAAACGGGACGGGUAAUGCAGCACAAGUCAGCAUGACAGGAAGCUCAUGCUGUGAUGAUAUCCUGAGGUUGUCUGCUGCUUAUUGCCCGUUUGUGUGUACAUCAAAAUGUGUGUUUGUGUCCCUCACACACAACCUUCCUUCCUGCAUGUCAACUGUUAACUCCAUUAAAGGCGUUUUUUUAUUUGUGGACAUUAAAAAGGCCUCUUUGUUCUUGGACCUUGAACUUGUAAUGUUGCAUUUAAAGUUAGUACACGGGGGACCGAAACACACACACACACACAAAAACAAACAUGAGAAAUGUUCAUGUUGGUUCUGGUCCACCCUGGGGGUCAAAUAACGGUAACGUGUGCCAGAAUAGGACUGAGCUGAGCUAUUUGCACAACGGGGCAUGUCCCAUAGGGUCAAAGUUGACAGAGAAGCUUUUUUUCUUUCCUUUUAAAAGAUUAUACCCCUGACAAGUAAGACGAGAUUAAGUGAUGUUCAGGAAUCAGCAUCUUGUUUCUUUGGUGCUGUUUUGACCUGAAAGCUCUCACUUGGAGGAUUGUGGGGAGAUUGCUUCCAGCUGCAGUGACAUGUCUCCAGUGCUUCUUACAAUCUCCAUUUGUUUACACCAGACAA